Messenger RNA from Encephalitozoon cuniculi GB-M1, 645 nucleotides. RefSeq lists its product as uncharacterized. The record is from RefSeq and is marked provisional. Bases 1 to 645 code for a protein of 214 amino acids. The transcript has a single exon. Lineage: Eukaryota; Fungi; Microsporidia; Unikaryonidae.
AUGGAAAGCGAAGAGGAGAUUGAAUUCUUCGGGUUUGUGCCUGUGACUUUGGUUGCUGAGCUGCAGGGCGAGGUGGAGGCGAUUCUUAAGAACGGGGUUGAGCAACUGUCUGCCCUUGAUAGAAGAAAGGUGCACAGAGUGUCUGGGACGCUGCUGGAGUCUUUCCGAAGAAACUACUUUAUAUUUUCGAACUUUGUUUUGAGGAACAUCCUUAGGUUUCCGGCCUCAUUCAGGCUGGAGAGAAAGGCUAGCGACGUUGUUGUGACGGUGGAUCUUCAGUCGAUCACGAACGAUCUGGUGAGUGUGCUUGAGGAGGAGGAUUACUAUGAAGCAGAGGUGCAGAGACAGAGGGAAAUCAUCGAGAUUGAGAGAUACAGGCUGGAGUCCUAUAGAUCCCUUCUGGAAUACUCCAAGCCGGUGGUUGGCCUGGUUGGAAGCAUCGGGAAAGCCUGCAAGGAGCUCGAAGAUGUCGUAAGGCUCUACAACAAAAUGUGUAUGUCGAGUAGCGCCGAAGACGAGGACUAUAAUGCUCUACUUGAGUACAGGGAGGUUAGGAGUAGCCUUGCGAAGAAGGAAAGGGAUGACCUGCUGGCGAUUGCAAGCGAGGAGGUGCUUGCGAUGAUGAGUGAGUGUGUCGAAAAAUAA